CACGAAUUGUUUACCCAUCUGAAGUUGGGUUGGGCCGAGGGCGAGCCUUCGAGACGUUUUCUGGGCUGUCCGCCUGCUGAGGCACGGGUGCUCUGUCACAGGGCAUACACCCAAAAACAACGAGUUUGUCGCUUGCUUCUGCAUCAGGAUGUUCCCGAAACGUCUGCGCGCGGAUCCAACACAGGCAUUGGGCAUAGAAUUUAUUGUAGGGGGUACGAGCGAUGCCUCUCGGUAUUCCUGGUUCUGGUUCAUUCAGUUGUCGAUCCUCGCAGGGCACAUAUGGUUGUUGGAAUUCCAUAUGGCAAAAGGGCAGUGGCGCAUCGAGUUUAGUCUUUCUGAGGAUUUGUCGGCGCGUGUAGACUCCUCUGCGCUUGUCAUCCAGGCACCCAGUGGGAAAACCACACUCGAAGAUAUGCGAAUACUGCAUCCUUACAAAAUGUUUACCAUGAAACCUAUGGUAUUCAUCAUAGCAUCAAAAAUAUACGUCUCGAUCUUCUGGCCUUUGGCCUGGCUGAUGAACGACAAAACUACGUUGGAUUGCAAUGGCACCCUGCAUGCAAAGCUGGAGAUCACAUUGACGUAGCGACUCCCCACCACUCUCGCGCUCCGUUCUGGCUUAUGUGCUUCUAGUGUUUAUUCUGUCGAUUUCAUUGCUUCAUGUUAUAAUCUGUUACCUGAUGACUGAUCAUUUCCUUGUAAUUGGCACCUUCGUGAACAUCUGUCACGAGUGCGCGCAUCAACUCACGACCAUACAUCUACAACUGAGUAUUAUGUAUGAAUCACUAUAAUAU
Messenger RNA from Suillus subaureus, 791 nucleotides. RefSeq lists its product as uncharacterized. The record is from RefSeq and is a predicted model, not a curated record. The transcript has 4 exons. Bases 149 to 583 code for a protein of 144 amino acids. Lineage: Eukaryota; Fungi; Basidiomycota; Agaricomycetes; Boletales; Suillaceae.